Messenger RNA from Pocillopora meandrina, 1954 nucleotides. Lineage: Eukaryota; Metazoa; Cnidaria; Anthozoa; Scleractinia; Pocilloporidae. The record is from the annotation of a GenBank genome assembly.
AUGGACCCAUACUAUUACAAGACCGUUCGAGUGAAAAAUAAUUAUGGUGUCGAGUUGAAUAUUGUAAAUGUGACUGAGGACGAUUUUGGACUCUACACUUGCUUUGUGAGCAAUCAUAUCGGCAACGACUUCAGUAGUGCAUUCCUCAUCAAAUAUGUGAAACCCACGGUUCCUGUGACAGGUCAGUAUCUGUUAAAAACACGACGCAGCAAACUUUCUCGUAUGCACACCUAGCAGAGCGACUGCCUCUUUAAGUGAAGCCUUUUUGCAUAUUCGUUGUAUGGUAUACCUCUCAGAAAACGUUCUUACUUCAUCAAACUUAAUGAUUUAGCUCGUUAAUGCAGAAUUGUCCUAACCGUUUGCGACACAUUUCUUCUAAUUGUAGUUCUGAGAAUGCCAGUGGUCUUAAAUCAAACAAUAUCCCUAUUAUAUCUUCUAUCACAAGAAUUUAACGUUUCAGUGAAUCUAACUGUGAUAUACAUGAGGUGAUCCUUAAACUUCUGGGGGAAAAACGCAUGCAUGGCGAGUAACUAAAUGAAAAGAGUCGAUUUUCUACUUCUCUAGUCCCUGAACAUUUCCAAAUAGCUAACUAUUAUUGAAACUACACGAUUAAACAUUAAGUGCUUCUAUGAAAUGUUUAGUGACUCGCUACAAUUACAUACAGACCAACGCUCUUAGUUUCUCGCAUAUAAAAAUGUUAUUGUACUUGUGGAUAUUGCUCUUAUUCUUGAAAGAUGAACAAACUCACACAAUGGAGAAUUUAGGUGCUGUGGCGAUCAAAAGUAAUAAUUUCUUCUGGUGGACGCUUUAACAUCUUUUGUGCCAUGUCGAGGGAGGUGUCAUAUGAUUGUAACCAUGUCUUUCAAUGCAGCGAAGUCGAAGUCAAAAUGGGAAAUAGGCGCAUAAUGCGCAUGACUAGGAGUGAGGAAUCCUUAGUGUGCCCAUCUCCUACCACUUUUACUAAGAAAACACCAACAUAUAUAUGAAACUCAUGUUUUUCGAGUUUGACUUCGAUUUUUUCGUCAGAUUUGUCCUAACUUCUAUUGUUCAUACUGUCUAUGAUGAUAAGAUAUGAUAACUUUGUAACGUAUUGUCAUUCAUCAGAUCAGAAGACUCAUAAUGCUCUUGUUCCUGGAAUCAUCGCAGCAUGCGUGCUAAUUACUGUGGGUAUUUUAAUCGUUAUCUGUUGGCGUCUUCCAUCGAACCGAAUAAAAAAAUCCUUGAAACCUUCAGUUUCAUUGUCAAGUAAGUCUAAAUUAAAUUUGAAGGUUGGCAGCUUUAUUUAAGAGGUUUGACAAUAUUUUUGUUCAUCUUACUUUAUGCACGUAUUAGACUGAAAGCCGAAAGCUUGAACCAGAGAACGUCCUUUCUGGUCAUUAUAAACCAGCCAGUUAGCCCUCAUGUUCGCAUUGCUUUCAACGGGCUUGAUUAAAAGUUUUACUGUACCAAUUUUUGAACAUAAACCCCUUAGCUAAUAUCAUAUUCUUAUUUUCUUCUUUCAGAACCUACAUUUGAAUACGAUGCGUUCGUUAUUUUCAGCUCCCGAGAUUCGGAUUGGGUGGUUAAAACUCUUAUUCCAACUCUUGAGGAAAAACACCAUUUAAAAUGCUGUGUACAUUACAGAGAUUUCGCUCUUGGAGUACCUUUCCGCGAAAAUAUGGUCAACAGUGUUUACAAGUCUAGAAAAACAAUAGCUGUCGUGUCUAAGAACUUUUUUAAUAGCAAUUAUUGUGGUUCUGAAUUGGAUUAUGCCCUCCAUCGACUUAUGGAAAGGAGAGAUGAUAGUUUAGUCGUAAUCAAAAUUGAUGACGUUGAUAGAGCAAAACUUCCUAAGGAGCUGCGAAAAAGAAGCUACAUAGACCUUCAAAGGUCUGUUGAAAAGGAUCACUGGGACAGAAAACUGGUUAAGUGUUUAACGCUUCCCAGCGAUCCGCCACAGAAACAAAUUCUGUAA